AUGGCUGAUUCUCCCAUCACCAACGCCCCAGUCGGCGCUCAAGAAAAGCCGAUCUUGGAUAAAUUGUUGUUGGUCAGAGACCAGUUACUCCUCUUGAAACAAGAUAAAAGCACCUACGUCAAGUCCUCCGAUGUCCUCCCCCUCUACGAGAAGGUGGUGGAGCAGGUUUCUCUUCUUAACCAGGCACGAGGCCCUGAGCAUCUAGUACAGAACCGAGUCGACACUGUCCUCGAUGACUCCCUGCAACUCAUCUCCCUCUUCUUCAUGGCCAUUGGAAGAAACAAUGAAGCGCCUGCGCUCUAUGCAAUGACCGGGACAAUCAUGCGCCUGUGUCACCACCUCAAAGAGUGCGCCUUUUACAGCAAGAAAGACUUGAUCAGCUUGGAGAACUCUCUAGCAAAGAUGGAGGCUACUCUGGAACGCGGAAAAGACGUUUACUCCCAUCAUUUGCUCACCAGGAUACAAUACCGCAUGAAGAUCUGCCAGAACCUUUUACAAGAAUUGAGAGCCUUCGUAUCCACACUUUCUCCCGAAAUGGUGCCCACGUGGGAGAAACUCGUAUCCAUUCUCCGCGCAAUAGCAGCCUUGAAUACACGAAGCAAGUUCAACGUGAAGGACCUUCAUGAACUUCGCGAUCAGUUGCUACAGAUACAAUCGACCAUGAAAGAUGGGAAGUUUCUGGAUGAGUCUGGAAAUGCAUCGGCUGGGCAGGACCUUGUGGUGCCUCUCCUGAACCGGUGCCUCGCUUUUACCGAGAUUGUGGAGCAGAAGAAGGGGAAAAUCGAUGAACGUUUCCAAGAAACUUACGACCAUUUAAUCGAGAUCCGGAACCAGUUAGAUCGCUUGACUAUGACUCAAGCUUGGUCUCUCCGCGAAACAGAUCUGUAUAUGUGGCAAAGAAAACUCGACCGAAUCGAUGACUCCAGAAGGGAUGGCAACUUCUUUGAUGCUGAAGGCCGUCCUGCCGACCUGCAUGCUCAGAGAACAUUACUAUAUCUCAUUCGACGAGGGUAUGCUUUUAUCUAUCAGCUCCUGAUCGCGUCAGAACCCGUUUCAGAAGCUCUGCUUCCCAUAUACAACCAACUUCUUACCUUGCGGAAAUGCCUGGUUGAGGUCAAGAAGGCCGGGGGGGUGUCAAACCCACGGGAGCUCUAUCCAUACAGCAUGAAAUUGAACUCGAUCGAUAAUAUGAGGGUCGAUGGAAAGUUCCAGAUCGGCAAGGAUAUUCCAGAGGGGCAGGGCAGUGUCAAUGAUCUUCUCGCCGAGUGUUACGAUUUAGCAUACGAGUUAAGGACCGAGGCUGAGACGGAGAACGAUGAUGACUGA
This is a messenger RNA of Exophiala aquamarina CBS 119918, 1326 nucleotides long. RefSeq lists its product as uncharacterized. The coding region runs from base 1 to 1326 and encodes 441 amino acids. The record is from RefSeq and is a predicted model, not a curated record. Gene Ontology annotation, cellular component: cytoplasm; nucleus. The transcript is spliced from 4 exons. Lineage: Eukaryota; Fungi; Ascomycota; Eurotiomycetes; Chaetothyriales; Herpotrichiellaceae.